AUGAAGCGUUGGGCGGCGUCGAGAGUAGGAGGCGUUGUUGGCGGCGAUGGAGACGAGGUUGAAGGCGAUGGAGACGAGGUUGAGGGCGAUGGAGAGGUUCUUGAUGUUGGAGAAGAAUUAUGCUUAGGACCUGGGUCGGAUACGGAGUGCGAAUUGCCGCCGCCCCAGGGAAUGCGUAUACUACAAGUUCGACUUUUGGUGAAGGAAUUGGUGUUGCCCUUUGGAAGAAACGAAUGUCUGAACUUCUUUUAUUCGGCGGCGAUGUACGUGAUGCCUUAUGUUGAACCUAAUCCUGUGCUUGAAUGUACAUUCAAGAUGUCAUAUGCGCGAUUGGUCGAACAGUUCAACCACGUAAAUUUUCUUAUAUCGCCUGCUCUUCGAGGCACAGGCAGAGGUCUCGCGCAACUGCUCACA
This is a messenger RNA of Ostertagia ostertagi, 414 nucleotides long. The record is from the annotation of a GenBank genome assembly. NCBI's taxonomy places the organism in Eukaryota, Metazoa, Nematoda, Chromadorea, Rhabditida, Trichostrongylidae.